Closterium sp. Naga37s-1 is the source of this 3309-nucleotide messenger RNA. The record is from the annotation of a GenBank genome assembly. Lineage: Eukaryota; Viridiplantae; Streptophyta; Zygnematophyceae; Desmidiales; Closteriaceae.
AUGAAGCAGUGGAAGCGGCUGACUGGGCUGGCGACGAAGGGCAGAGCGGGUGAUGCGCGCGCAGCGGAGCGGGCCUCGGGGACGCCGCCAGGCGCGCAGCAGGCGGGCGGAACGGGCAGGGCGAGGAGCAGCAGCGCGGGGGAGGGAAUGAGGGGCAUGGCGGUGACGCAGACGGACUCCAUGGAGGACGAGUUUCAACAGGGCUUGCAGGAGGUGGGGGAAAUGAGGGACAAGUACGAGCGACUGCUGGCAGCCGUGGCGGACGCACAGGAGAGAGCAGCAGAGUGUGCGGAGGCGCUGCACCAGCUGGCGGCGGUGGUGGCGGACGCCUUUGGCGGCGUGGAGGAGGGCGGCGCCGGGGACACGCUCCUGGCGGCAGCAGCUGUGGAUGGCCGCUUGGCUGAGCUGCUCUAUUUCUAUAGCCUGCACCUGCAGCAGACACUGGCGGAGCCGGCAGAGGCGCUGCUGGGGGAGAUGCAGCACGUGGUGGUGAGAUGCAGCACGUGGUGGAGGGCGCACGCGGCAGCGGCAGUGGCGGCCAAGGCGAGGCGCAGAGAGGCGGCUGCCAUGGGCGUGGGGGGGGGCGCAGGGGGGGAGGCAGAGGGGGCGGGGGGGCCGGAGGAGGAGGAGGCGGCGGCGCGGGAGGAGUUUGACGAGGUGGCGAUGACGCUGGGGUGCCGCAUCCUGGCGCUGCAGCAGCGCCAACCGCGCCUGCUGCUCACGCUCGCCCUCAAACACCACGCCGCCAAGGUGGGCCACCUGCACUGCACCACCUGUGGCGUGCGCUUGAGACCACACAGUGCGAGGGAGCUGCAGCACGUGCAGCCACACAUGGUGCACGUGCUGGACGACCUGGGCCUCGCCCACACGCCGCUGCUGGCACCCGUCGCCCAGGGGGACGUGGACGAGUGGGGCAACGAGGGGGGAGAGGAGGGGGUAGCAGGCAGUGUAGUGGGCGUGAGGCAGAUCUCCCUGGAUGCCUUCAACGUGCCACUGCCAUCACCUCAAGCUCCACAUCAAGGCCCCUCCUCUCCCCCCUCCCCCCACUACGCACACCACCCCACACCCGCACCCAUCACUGCCACCAUGCCUGCGGCCUCCCACGCGCCUGCGGCAGCCCCUCCUGCCACAAGCGCACAAGCACCGCCGGCCAGCGCCCCGCCCACGCCACCUGCGCCCUCCUCUGUGCUGCCGCCUGCCACCGUCAGGGCGAAUGUGCCUGGGGUAGUGCGGGGAGGGCCAGGGGGGAUUGGGCCAGGGGCGGGUGGGCUAGGCAGUGCCGUGAGUGGCAGUGCCGUGAGUGGCGGUGCAAGGAGCAUGCCUCGCAGUGGGGGGGAGAUGGCGGGCAUUCAAGCAGCGGGCGCGCCGCAGCAGCCACAGGUGCAUGGAGACUCGGCCACAGCACCAGCAGCAGCAGCAGCACUGUCUCAGGGCCGGCAUCGCAGCAGCAGCAGCACGGGGGCGCUGGGAGCAGCGCGGGCAGCCCUGGGGGCGUCCAAGUCGGGCCCCAUCUCUGCCGCCGCCUACCUGGGCGCUCUGGCUGCCUCUGCUGGCCCCCUGGGAGGGCCGCUCGCAGCCACAGCCGCCACAGGGGGGGGCAUGGGGGCAGCAGGCAGCAGAGGGGCGGCGUUGCCGAGGGGAGCAGGUGCAGGCACGGCGGGGCAGGGCAGAGCGCCGCACAUGGAGCCCUUUGCACCGCAGAUGUCGGGGCCUCUCCCCCGCCCCGAGUCCUUGCUGGCGCCCUCAGGCCCUGCAACUGCCACCCCACCCACACCGCCUGCACCUGCAGCAGCCGCACCUGCUGGCGCUGCCACUGCCGCUGCUGGCGGUCCCAAGCCCACCCCAGCUGGUGCCAAGCCUCCUCCUGGCGGCUCUGCGAUGCCAGGCCCAGUGCAGGGGGCUGCGGUGGGUGCUGGCGUGGGGGCAGGGCCAGGGCAAGGUGCAGCAGGUGGGUCAGCAGCAGCAGUGGGAUCAGCAGCAGCAGGUGGGUCAGCAGCAGCAGUGGGAUCAGCAGCAGCAGUGGGAUCAGCAGCAGCUGUGGGAUCAGCAGCCGGUAGGGGACGAGGAGGAGGGGGCAGGGGCAGCAAUGCAGGUCGGGCGCGAGUGAGCAUGUCAGGGCCCAUCCUGCGUGGCUCCUACCCCUACGGCACGCCUGCCCUCUCACCCCGACCCAUGCUCGCCACCGCCACCGCUCUCCCCACUGCGCCCUCUGCUGCUGGAAGCACCGCACCCAACUCUUCUGCACCCACCCCCUCAUUGCCCUCCCAGCCAGCACCACCAGCUUCAGCAGCAUCAGCGCCAACAAUGCCAACAGCACCCACAGCAGGAGCAGCAGGCAGAGCCCCGUCCGCUGUGCCUCCCAGCCUGCGCCUGCCACAGACGUCCUCUCUGAAGACUCCUGGCAGCAGCGUGCAUGCGUUGGUGUCCCCCCGUCCCUCCGCCGCUGCACCCGCACCAUUCCAUCUGGCCCCCUCGGCGCAUCUCCCCUCGAUGGGAGCGGGCAGCCGCGCAGUGAGUGGGCCCAUCAUGCGCGGGUCGCUGUACUCCGCGUUCGGGCUCGUGGGGGAUGCCCGCCCCGCCGCCUCCACUGCUGCUGCUGCUGUUGCUGCCGCUGCUGCUGGGCGAACAGCGGUGCUGGGAGCAGCAGGGAGCGCCGCUGGGGCGAGUGGAGCAGCAGCAGCAGGAGCAGGGCGUGGCAGUGGUGGCGGGGUGAGUGCGGUGCGGCUGCACAAGUCAGGCCCCAUCGGCCCGUCGCACCCCUACUACUCCUCUCUCGCCCCUCUCUCUCCUCCUCGCAACAUGCCCCUCCACGCCCUCCCGCCACCUCCCCUCGACAUCCCCCCCACUGCUGCUGCAACUGCUGCCGCUACUGCAGGAGGCAUCGAAGGUGCAGAGGGUGGCGGUGCUGGUGGUGGGGAUGGGGCAGGCAAGGGGAGUGGGGACGGCAGAGCUGUGGGCAGUGGCAACGCUGUUGCUGCUGGCUGUGGCAGCACAGGAGUGGCAGGUGGGCAGGGGCAGGCGUCCCCUGCUGCCACCUCCGCCGCCCAGCAGCACCACGGCCGCCCGCCACCAUCAGGUGCCGCAGCAGCAGAGCCUUCUAGUCGGGUGUGGCAGGGUGCAGGGGGAGGGGUGGGGGGAGGGGGGGCGGCUGCACGGGCACGGGUGAGGGGGGCAUCGCGCAACCCAUCGGUGGCAACAAUCAUGUCGGAGGGCAGUGAGGAGGGCGGAUCAAGCAGCAGCAGCAUUGCCACCUCGCCUGCUUCUUGCCCUGUGCCACUCCCCGUGGUGACCACAAAGAUGGGAGUGUAG